Molecule: messenger RNA, 369 nt
Organism: Morus notabilis
Lineage: Eukaryota; Viridiplantae; Streptophyta; Magnoliopsida; Rosales; Moraceae
Product: basic form of pathogenesis-related protein 1
Exons: 1
Coding region: 1-369 (122 amino acids)
Source: RefSeq, a predicted model, not a curated record
AUGGGGUUAAUUAGGCAUGAGAUCUCUAGUAGCAACCCUAGGUUUCUUCAUGGGACUAAUCCUGAUCUCCCAAGCAUUCCCACCAAAGACUUUGUGGACGUCCACAACGUCGUCCGAGCGGAGGUCGGCGUCGGCGCCAUCACGUGGAACGAGACCCUCGCCGCCUACGCGCUGAGCUAUGCCAACCAACGGAUUGCCGACUGCAACAUGGAGCACUCGGGUGGGCCCUACGGCGAGCACCUCGCCGAGGGAUCGUGGGAGAUGGCCGGUGAGGAGGCCGUCAAGCUUUGGGCUGCUGAGAAGCCGUACUAUGAUUAUGGCUCCAACUCAUGCGUUGGCGACGAGUGUGGCGAAACUCGGUUCACUUAG